UCCGUCAGGUCCAGCUGAUCCUCAUUCAGAAAGGCGUCAGCUUGAAAAUGUGCGGUCGGCUGAACACUUCACAGUGAAAAUAACCAGAGGGUCUUCAGUUUUCCUUUCAAAUGGCACCCAACACCCCCUGUUUCAUGUCGGACCUGUCUUGAUGGAGGACACGCUAAGACGGACGUCGAUGACAACAGUUAGACAGGCAGAAGCCUGGACCUCAAACAUUAUUGAAACAGUGUGGGAUCAUCUAGACAGAGCACAGAACAAAAGGCAGCCAACAUCCAAAGAAGAGCUCUGAAUGUCCUCCAAACAGCUUGGAGAAGUAUUCCUGAAGUGUACUUGAAAGCUUGCCUAAGAGCGUUCCAGCUGUGCUGAAGAACAAAGGUAUGGCCACAGAGAGUAUUGUGGAGAAUACCUGUUACUACAACGAGAAUGUCACCUUCUUCUACAGAACGGUUAAUAAGACGAUCAGUACGGGAUGGAAUACACGGGACUAUGUUGUCAUUGGACUGGGCUUGACAGUAUGUGUUAUUGUACUCCUGGCCAACUUGCUGGUGAUGAUAGCCAUUUUUAUGAACCGCCGCUUUCACUUUCCCAUCUACUAUCUCCUGGGGAACAUGGCUGCAGCAGACCUGUUUGCAGGUAUUGCCUAUACCAACCUGAUGUUGCACACAGGCCCGUGGACUAGAACCCUUACCAAGGAGCAGUGGUAUAUCCGCGGCGCUUUGAUUGACAUCAGCUUGACAGCCUCUGUGGCCAACCUCCUUGCUGUCGCUGUGGAGCGACACCAGACCAUCAUCACCAUGCAGCUUCACAGCACUAUGCCAAAGCGGCGUGUGGUGCUGCUGAUAGUAUGCAUCUGGGCCAUAGGUAUCAUCAUGGGCCUGGUGCCGACACUUUGGAACUGUGAGUGUGAUCUUAAGGACUGCUCCACCCUUGCGCCGCUCUACAGCCGCCGCUUCCUUAUCUUCUGGGCAGUCCUCAACCUGCUCACUUUCUUCGUUAUGGUGGCUGUGUAUACUCGAAUCUUUAUCUAUGUGAAGAACCAAAGUAAGAACACGUCUCAACAAGUCACAGAGAUCCGACAGCAGACCGUUGUCAACCUGAUGAAGACGAUAUCCAUGGUCCUGGGUGCCUUUGUAAUUUGCUGGACGCCUGGCCUCGUGACUCUCUUACUGGAUGGACUGUUGGGUAAAGAGAGUCAUGCCAACCGCUAUGAGAAAUACUGUUUGUUCAUAGCAGAGUGCAACUCUCUGGUCAAUCCUAUCAUCUAUUCCCUACGGGACAACGAGAUGCGGAGGACGUUCAAGUGGAUCCUGUGCUCUCUGUGUCGGAGAGGUGCUCAUCCGCAGAGGCAACUUUCACUAGUCACGAGGGGCACAUCUCUGCGAGAGGAAAAACUUGGCUCUGGCCUGAAGUCAGAAGCAGAGGCCUUGUGUUAGGACGACAUCAAGAAAGACGACGCCUGGUCAGUGCCCAGGUUAUAACAGCAGCUCAAAAAUAAUAUAAGAUGUAUAGAUCGGUUUAUUCUUCUAGAUAUCAGCCAAAUUCUCCAAAGCUCGCUUUUCCAUGUUUGCUUUUUGAUACUGAAUUAAAGGCUGAACAAGACUU
Messenger RNA from Oreochromis aureus, 1605 nucleotides. RefSeq names its product lysophosphatidic acid receptor 2a (gene lpar2a). Gene Ontology annotation, cellular component: membrane. Gene Ontology annotation, biological process: G protein-coupled receptor signaling pathway. Gene Ontology annotation, molecular function: lysophosphatidic acid receptor activity. Lineage: Eukaryota; Metazoa; Chordata; Actinopteri; Cichliformes; Cichlidae. The coding region runs from base 381 to 1436 and encodes 351 amino acids. The record is from RefSeq and is a predicted model, not a curated record. The transcript is spliced from 5 exons.